Numida meleagris (helmeted guineafowl) is the source of this 1002-nucleotide messenger RNA. It is a transcript of the gene NCMAP, whose product is annotated as non-compact myelin associated protein. The transcript is spliced from 4 exons. Gene Ontology annotation, biological process: peripheral nervous system myelin formation; regulation of myelination. Bases 111 to 422 code for a protein of 103 amino acids. The record is from RefSeq and is a predicted model, not a curated record. Lineage: Eukaryota; Metazoa; Chordata; Aves; Galliformes; Numididae. Gene Ontology annotation, molecular function: structural constituent of myelin sheath. Gene Ontology annotation, cellular component: paranode region of axon; Schmidt-Lanterman incisure; plasma membrane.
CGUCUAUUGAACAAAAUUCGGUACCGCAGGCGCCGCUCUGCGCACGCGCGGCGGGGCAGGGGCUCUCGCGCUGCGCACGGACGGCAGCACCGCGCAGCGGCGGAAUCAAGAUGACGACAGCAGCGCCGCUCAUCAGCGACACCCAGCUCUCGGCGAACGUGACCACAAAGUCUCAAGAACAGAGCCUCUAUCAAAGUUCUGGAGCAAUAGUUGCUGCCAUUGUAGUAGGAGUCAUUAUUGUUUUUACAGUGGUUCUGCUCAUACUGAAAACAUAUAACAGACACGUGAGGGGGAAGCGGGAGCUGGAACCCAAAAGCAGCAAAACAGCAGUGCCACCUCCUGUAGGGCAGAACAGCAGCAGCGUUACUCAGCGUCCCACGGUGACUUUCAUACCGGUGGGCGUCCACACGCAGAGCAGAUAACUGAGCGUGUCCCUCCCUUUGAGGGAGAAGUGCUGGAGUUCUUAUCACGUGGACAUGGGACUGCUCUGAAAAGUGGUACUGCGUUUGGAAUGGUGAUGAGCCGUUAUUUUGGCUCCGUAUCGUAAUUUGUCCUGCUUUCUCUCUUUGGGAGGGAAACUGGAAGGUCUGGACGCUUUCGGUACAAUGAGAAUCAACUGGUGAAGGGAUACAAAUCAUCCGAAAUGCAAGGAGCCCUCCUUCAGAGCUUUGGGUGUGGAAAGAUGGAAGAAGCCAAGCUAUUCAUUUGGAAAAACCACGCACACUGAUUUUGUAGAGCUUUUGCUUACUCAGAGUUUAAGCUUUUUCUAUCCUAGAAUGACUAAUGAUAAAUGGAAGAAAAAACUGGACAUGCAAGUUGCAUACAACUCAGGUUGAGGUUUGUUAAGGUUUAUGUGAAACCGGUUUGUAGUGUAUUUUGUACGUGAGGGAUAAUGUGGGAAGCAGGAAAACCAUAUUUGCCUUUACUCAUCUUUCAUGUUUCUAAUACCACGUUUGUAUGGUUGUAGACGGAAGGGAAAAAAAUGACAUUUUUUCAAGUGUA